AUGCAAUUUAAAUUUAUCACUUUUCUUGUUUUUCUCUUGAUAAUUAAAAACAUUUUAGCUGCUUGUGGUUGUUGUGGUUUAAUCGGUCAUAAUAAAAACACCUGUAAUAGAAAUCCCUGUCCUAGAUUACAACAACACCAAAAACUAAGACAUUGCGCAUUUUACGAUGAUGGUGAUGUGGUAUUAAAUCAAAUGGGAAAAACUUUAGUACCGUGGCAAUCACAUAAAAUCGUUAGAAAUAGACCUCCCGAAGGAAGAUCAUGUACAUACUGUGGUGCGUUAGAUCAUAAUAAAAGAAAAUGUCCUUGGGCAAAUGAUCGAGGAGCAGAUUUGCACAAUGUAGCCAGUAUCAGAGCUGCAGCAAAAAAAUAUUUUGAAGCACCAUACUAUCCCUUACGAAUGUGUGGUUGGUGUG
Dentiscutata heterogama is the source of this 415-nucleotide messenger RNA. The record is from the annotation of a GenBank genome assembly. NCBI's taxonomy places the organism in Eukaryota, Fungi, Glomeromycota, Glomeromycetes, Diversisporales, Gigasporaceae.